Messenger RNA from Branchiostoma floridae (Florida lancelet), 1503 nucleotides. RefSeq names its product lys-63-specific deubiquitinase BRCC36-like. The record is from RefSeq and is a predicted model, not a curated record. The transcript is spliced from 6 exons. Gene Ontology annotation, biological process: double-strand break repair. Gene Ontology annotation, cellular component: BRCA1-A complex; BRISC complex. Lineage: Eukaryota; Metazoa; Chordata; Leptocardii; Amphioxiformes; Branchiostomatidae. Gene Ontology annotation, molecular function: metallopeptidase activity; polyubiquitin modification-dependent protein binding; cysteine-type deubiquitinase activity. Bases 95 to 910 code for a protein of 271 amino acids.
UUGCGGUCAAUAUUGGUGAAACCGGAAGCAAGCCGCCAAAAACGUUACUGAUUCCAUUUUUACUGUUCCCGGUAGAUUUAUCAGAGUAAACACGAUGUCAGUAUCAUCUGUGCACCUGGCAGCGGAUGCCUACAUGGUGUGUCUGACUCACGCGCUGUCCACGGAGAGGGAGGAGGUCAUGGGGCUCUGUAUCGGGGAGGUGAGUGACGUGGACCCCAACAGGACGGUACACAUCUCAGCGGUCAUCAUGCUCCGACGGUCGGACAAGAGAAAGGACCGUGUUGAGAUCUCGCCGGAACAGCUGUCCGCUGCGUCCACAGAGGCGGAGCGUCUGGCCGUACAGCUGAAUCGACCAAUGAGAGUUGUCGGCUGGUACCACUCACAUCCACACAUCACUGUGUGGCCGUCACAUGUCGAUGUUCAGACACAACAGUCCUACCAGUUCAUGGACGACUGUUUUGUUGGGUUGAUCUUUGCUGUCUUCAAUGAGGACAAGGCCACAAAAAGACACCAGGUGCAGGUCACAUGUUUCCAGUCUAUCAACCAGAGUCCAGAAGGGGAACCUCCUAUGUAUGAGAGAAUAGAGAUCCCACUCCACAUCUUACCUAACGACACCAUGAGUCGGCCGUGCCUGGAGUCUCUGGUGGAGCUGCCUCAGAUCUUCUCACAGGAGGAACAGGAGGCCUACAGCAGGACAUUAGGGGAAGGGCUGGACCUCACCACCUGUAUCCACAAUGGUACAGUCUACAUGCAGUCCCUCAGUCACCUGAUGGAGGUGCUUAGUGGGUCUCUAGUGCAGACACUAGAGAACAGGGUACAGUACAACAAGAACAAGGUAAAAAGACUGAAAGAAGAGAAAGAACAACUGGAGAAAGAGAUAGAGGAAUUCCAUCAGAAGAACCCAAAAUAAGUACUCAAUAUACAAGUUAACGCUAGCUAGUUCACCUUUAUCCGUGGAUUAACCUAUUUCCGUUGUAUUAAAAACUGGGUAUUAGUAUGUAGGGAUAUCUAGUCGAUGGAUGAUGGUUUUGAAAUGCAAUAUUUUGAAAAUAAUGCAUUUUGACAUAACAACAGAUAUAGGUUACCCCAAUAGUUGAAAAAAAAAUGUGCUGCAGUUUGAGACAACAAUGGAUUUAGGUUACCCCCAUUGAUAAAGGUGAACUAGCAUUACUGUACAAAAAUAGUAGAAUUAGUAUUUGAGCCACAAUCUAAGACAUGACACAUUAUAUAUUUAUUGUUGCAUGUGAAAUGCACAUAUUUCCAUGUACACUAUAGUAGUAGUAGAUGUUAUUGACUGCAGUUGGUGCUAAGUGUAUGCAUGUUAUAUUAUAUAGAUCAUGAACUUUAAACACAUUUCAUAUAUUCUAUAGACCAUUGUUUUAUACAUGCAUUACGUCUGUAAUAAUAUUUCAAUUUGUCAAGUCUUACUAACCAUUUUAUGAAUUACGAAAUUAUGAAUUAGCUUUACUGUACAAUAAAGUGAUAUUAAACUGAUUUUCAGUG